AAGGCUUACCCCCAGGGGCAAGAAGUCCUGGCCCUGAAUCCAUUGCCUCUAGCCUCUAGCUUAAAGGCUUGCCCCUAGGGGCAAGAGCCGCCUGCCCUGCAUCUAUAUGCCGCUAGGCUCUAGACUAAAGGCUUGCCCCUAGGGGCAAGAUCUUUCUCCACUAUGUCCUUGCAUGUGGUUUCUGUCCGAAAGGCUUGCCCCAAGAGGGUACAAGCUUCCCGCCCCCGGCAUCCUUACCCCUUAGAGUAAGAACUAAAGUGGCUUCGCUAAAACAAAUAACCGCGUGCGCUUCCUCUCUGCCUUCUCUCUGCCUUCCCUCUUCUUGCCUUCCCUCUUCUUGCCAUCUUCUUGUUCGCAUUUAACACCAGACCUAUUGCAAAAUGAAACGCCAAAACCCAUCAACCUCUAGUGAGGGAAGGAAGAAGCAGUGUUGUCAAGAGCCUAAGUCUAAAGCUGUAGCCCUUAAGGAGAUAGAGUUAGUUUAUGAGCUAGCAAAACCGUAUCAACUGGCGACAGCGAAAUUCCCGAUCGAUGCACUCACCCCAGAAUGGACUGUCGGCGGAAACCGAUCCAUCAACGAGGCGCACAAGCAGCGGCUUUGUCAUCGACUUAGAAUAGCGUGCACCAAAGAGCAGGUGAAGAAGAUGCUAGAUCAUCUCAGCUGGGAGCAGGCGCAGGAUGGACAGGUUGCCGCUGCAAGAGAGGAUAUGCGGGGAGAGGAGUUUGAGUGGCCUUCAUUUAAAGAUUGGGAUAUGGUAGUAGGAGAGAACGCCGAACUUAUGGCGGGCAAUUAUAGAGUAGAGGCUCUGAAGAAGCGCCUGCGGCUUUUGGGUUGCGGCAAGGAAGAGCGAUGGUGGAUUUGCGACAUUUACGACAAAGACGCACUGCCACCGCAUCUACGCACUAAGCUUCGGGCUAACCGAGAAGAUUUAAUUCUGCCUGACAACCAUGGCCAGAUAUGGACAGAGUUGGCGACCUUGUCGUCUUCAGAUAAUACACUUUUCCAGGGCCCAAAGACAGAGGUAGAGCGGCAAAUGCUAGAACACCUUGGGCUAAGUGGUCGAGUCAAAUUUCCAGUGAGGCGACUAGGCACUCUAUGGAGGAAUCAGAAUUGGAAGCAAAUGAUUACAAGAUGGUGCGAAUUCUCGCUUGGCCAGGCAACAUUUAACAUUUCUACAUUUGAAUGGAUGGCGAGCUGCAGGAUCGACGAUUUCUGGUUCACCACGUUCCACUCUGUAAUCGACUCAAUAUCUCAAAUACGCAGUAAAUUCAGCAUUGACGUCCAGUCUAGUGACUGGAUUCAGUUGGCAAGUCUCCCGCAAGUACGAAAGCCCGCAGAUGUUCAACAACUAUUCUACCCUAACCUGGACAACCAAAAAGACGUUACCCUCUGCCGGCAGCAAAACCUUUUCUUGACAGCUGGCGACGACGUAUACGAUAGUCUGUAUCGAUUUGUGCUUUCAACGCCAGACCUAGGCUUUGCGGACGUCCACUCCCUCCUUAAGACCACGAAGCAGGAGGGGAAGGUAAUGAGCAUUGUCAUGUCCCAUGUUUGCCAAUGGCUGAACCGUGAUCCUGCAAGAGUCGGCGAGCGUGACAACAACAAGCCUCUCCUACGCAAGGAUCUCCUGCCAGCUUUGCGGGAGAAGUGCGGCGAUGAUGCGGAGAAGCAGUCUAUAAAACUCCAGGAGCGUCUUUUGGG
Molecule: messenger RNA, 1702 nt
Organism: Lindgomyces ingoldianus
Lineage: Eukaryota; Fungi; Ascomycota; Dothideomycetes; Pleosporales; Lindgomycetaceae
Exons: 4
Source: RefSeq, a predicted model, not a curated record